Messenger RNA from Indicator indicator, 1334 nucleotides. It is a transcript of the gene ARGLU1, whose product is annotated as arginine and glutamate rich 1. Gene Ontology annotation, cellular component: mitochondrion; nucleoplasm. NCBI's taxonomy places the organism in Eukaryota, Metazoa, Chordata, Aves, Piciformes, Indicatoridae. The transcript has 3 exons. Gene Ontology annotation, molecular function: cadherin binding. The record is from RefSeq and is a predicted model, not a curated record. Bases 227 to 895 code for a protein of 222 amino acids.
GUCACCGCUGUGUUAGGGCGGCCAUCUUGCCUGCGUUCGGAUUUGUUCCCGCUUUCGGGGCCUGCUCCUUCUCCUCGCAGCGCAAAGCAGAAGCAAGGAAGGAGACGAGGAGCCCGCCCGGGCACUGCUGAUGCGCGCAGAAUCUCCUCGAACCGCUAUCGGGCGCCGCUAACGAAGGGGGCGGGGGUGGUCAGGCGGUUGCUAGUGCGGCCUCUCCUCUGCCGGGAUGGGUCGGUCCCGGAGCCGGAGCUCGUCCCGCUCCAAGCACACUAAGAGCUCUAAGCACAACAAGAAGAACCGGAGCCGAUCGCGGUCCCGCUCCAGGGAGAAGGAGCGGGCGCGAAAACGCUCUAAGUCGCGGGAGAGCAAGCGGAACCGGCGCCGAGAGUCCCGCUCCCGCUCUCGCUCCAAUACGGCUCCCUCCUCCCGUCGCGACCGGGACCGGGACCGCGAUCGCGCUUCCUCCCCGCCCGACCGCAUCGAUAUCUUCGGGCGCACGGUGAGCAAGCGCAGCAGCCUGGACGAAAAGCAAAAGCGGGAGGAGGAGGAGAAAAAAGCGGAGUUCGAACGGCAGCGGAAAAUUCGUCAACAAGAAAUAGAAGAGAAACUCAUAGAGGAAGAAACAGCUCGAAGAGUGGAAGAGCUUGUGGCUAAACGUGUAGAAGAAGAAUUGGAGAAAAGGAAGGAUGAGAUUGAGCGAGAGGUUCUCCGCAGGGUGGAGGAGGCUAAGCGCAUCAUGGAAAAACAGUUGCUCGAAGAACUCGAGCGACAGAGACAAGCUGAACUUGCAGCACAAAAAGCCAGAGAGAGGAAGCUGGCGCGUAUGGCAGCCGAGGAGCACACUCUGCAGGACACUGGACAAGACAGUAAAUAUUCAACUUUUAAUGCUGAUUAAAGGAGUAUAGGUAAAGAAUACGUAGGUAUACUUAAUUGGUGAGACAAACUAUUCACUUUAUUUAUAUUUUCUAUAUUACUUUUUAAUUUGGUAAAUACUAUCCAGUUUUUGUAGUUGUCCUUGUUGAUUUGUGUGAUAUUAAAAUUCUAGUAAUAAAUUGUUAGGAUUCUAUGAUUAGGGAGGGUUUAGUUGGUUGCUGUUUGGACUGGGCGGGGUGAUGUAAAUUUGAGUACUAGAAACCAGUUUUAGUGGCUGCACAAUUUACCGUUGUGAGACGAAAUAGGUGGCUGUAAUGCUGCCACUUUAAGUCAGUUCACAGAAGAAGUCUGAGAAAGAUUAGUGAACAUGCAGAAAUGAGUAUUUUACUUUACUAACAUCUUGCCCUGUCCUCCCCUUUAGGAAGAAGAGCGUGCAAAGCGUGAGGAACUAGAGCGAAUAC